UAAGUUUUCAAUUUACCGUAAACAAAGGCGACGCGCGUCGACCUGGAAGUGAAAGCCGGAACCCGGCCGGAGUAGCUCCGUGCACCGGCUGUGAGGAAGGAGGUCCGGGGCAAGCUGCAGCCAUGGCUGUGGCUGUAGCCAUGGCGGGCUCCAUAAUCGGGUCGGAGCCAGGCCCCGCGGAAGAACUUGCCAAACUUGAGUACCUGUCUUUGGUGUCGAAGGUUUGCACUGAGCUGGACAAUCACUUGGGGAUCAACGACAAGGACUUAGCUGAAUUUGUGAUCAGUCUUGCUGAGAAAAAUACCACCUUUGAUACUUUUAAGGCUUCUCUCGUCAAAAAUGGUGCAGAAUUUACGGAUUCUCUUAUUAGUAACUUGCUGCGUCUCAUACAAACCAUGCGACCUCCAGCGAAGCCUUCCACUAGCAAAGAUCCAGUUGUUAAACCUAAAACGGAAAAAGAAAAGCUGAAGGAACUCUUCCCUGUCCUUUGCCAACCGGACAACCCUUCUGUUCGGACCAUGUUGGAUGAAGAUGAUGUGAAAGUUGCUGUGGAUGUCCUGAAAGAAUUGGAAGCUUUAAUGCCCAGCGCAGCAGGCCAGGAGAAGCAAAGAGACACUGAGCACCGGGACAGGACAAAGAAGAAGAAGCGGAGUCGAAGCCGAGAUCGAGACCGAGAUCGGGAACGAAAUCGAGAUAGAGACCACAAGCGGAGACACCGAUCCCGUUCGCGAUCACGCUCCAGGGCCCGGGAGAGGAACAAAGCCAAGUCUAGACACCGGUCAAGGAGCAGGAGUCAGAGUCCCCCCAAAGACCGGAAGGACCGGGACAAAUACGGAGAGAGGAAUCUGGAUAGAUGGCGGGAUAAGCAUGUGGACCGCCCUCCUCCUGAAGAGCCCACCAUUGGGGACAUUUAUAAUGGCAAAGUUACCAGCAUCAUGCAGUUUGGUUGCUUUGUGCAGCUGGAAGGACUAAGGAAGCGGUGGGAAGGCCUGGUGCACAUCUCUGAGCUCCGGCGGGAAGGUCGUGUGGCCAAUGUAGCUGAUGUGGUGAGCAAAGGCCAGAGGGUCAAAGUUAAAGUGCUGUCCUUCACUGGGACCAAGACCAGCCUGAGCAUGAAGGAUGUGGAUCAAGAGACCGGAGAAGAUCUAAACCCAAAUAGACGACGAAAUCUUGUUGGGGAGACCAAUGAGGAGACCUCAAUGCGGAAUCCUGAUAGACCCACUCACCUAUCCCUUGUCAGUGCCCCUGAAGUAGAGGAUGACUCACUGGAACGCAAGCGCCUCACCCGAAUCUCUGAUCCAGAGAAGUGGGAGAUCAAACAGAUGAUUGCUGCCAAUGUCCUUUCUAAGGAAGAGUUUCCAGACUUCGAUGAAGAGACUGGCAUUCUCCCUAAGGUGGAUGAUGAAGAAGAUGAGGACCUUGAGAUUGAAUUGGUUGAAGAAGAGCCUCCAUUCCUGAGAGGGCACACUAAGCAAAGCAUGGACAUGAGCCCCAUUAAAAUCGUCAAGAACCCAGAUGGCUCCCUCUCCCAAGCAGCAAUGAUGCAAAGUGCCUUGGCCAAAGAAAGGCGGGAACUCAAGCAGGCCCAGCGGGAAGCCGAGAUGGAUUCUAUUCCCAUGGGGCUCAACAAACACUGGGUUGACCCUCUGCCUGAUGCGGAAGGCAGACAGAUUGCUGCCAACAUGAGGGGUAUUGGGAUGAUGCCCAAUGAUAUUCCUGAGUGGAAGAAACAUGCUUUUGGGGGCAACAAAGCCUCUUAUGGGAAAAAGACCCAGAUGUCAAUCAUUGAGCAGAGGGAGAGCCUGCCCAUCUACAAACUGAAGGAGCAGUUGGUGCAGGCCGUCCACGACAAUCAGAUCCUGAUUGUUAUUGGUGAGACAGGAUCUGGAAAGACAACACAGAUCACCCAGUACCUGGCGGAGGCAGGCUACACUUCCAGGGGCAAGAUUGGGUGUACCCAGCCCAGAAGAGUGGCAGCAAUGUCAGUGGCCAAAAGGGUGUCGGAGGAGUUUGGUUGUUGCUUAGGCCAAGAGGUGGGCUACACCAUUCGAUUUGAGGACUGCACUAGCCCUGAAACAGUCAUCAAGUACAUGACAGAUGGGAUGUUGCUUAGGGAGUGCUUGAUCGACCCUGACCUCACUCAGUAUGCAAUCAUCAUGUUGGACGAGGCACAUGAGAGGACAAUUCACACCGAUGUGCUCUUUGGAUUGUUGAAAAAGACAGUUCAGAAACGGCAGGACAUGAAGCUGAUUGUCACCUCAGCCACCUUGGAUGCAGUGAAGUUUUCUCAAUACUUCUAUGAAGCUCCCAUUUUCACCAUCCCAGGUCGAACAUAUCCAGUGGAAAUACUGUACACAAAGGAGCCUGAGACAGAUUAUCUGGAUGCCAGCCUGAUUACUGUUAUGCAGAUCCAUUUAACAGAGCCACCAGGUGAUAUCCUGGUCUUCCUGACUGGUCAGGAAGAGAUUGAUACUGCUUGUGAGAUCCUGUAUGAAAGAAUGAAAUCCCUGGGACCUGAUGUUCCGGAGUUAAUUAUCCUCCCAGUGUACUCUGCGCUUCCCAGUGAGAUGCAGACCCGAAUCUUUGACCCAGCUCCACCAGGCAGCAGAAAGGUUGUGAUUGCCACCAAUAUUGCAGAGACAUCGCUGACUAUUGAUGGCAUCUACUACGUGGUGGACCCAGGAUUCGUGAAGCAGAAAGUUUACAAUUCCAAGACAGGGAUUGACCAGCUUGUGGUGACGCCUAUUUCUCAGGCUCAGGCAAAGCAACGAGCUGGCAGAGCUGGGAGAACAGGCCCAGGGAAGUGUUACAGGCUGUAUACAGAACGUGCCUACCGAGAUGAAAUGCUCACCACCAAUGUGCCGGAAAUCCAGAGAACCAACUUAGCAAGCACGGUGCUGUCACUCAAGGCCAUGGGUAUCAAUGACCUGUUGUCCUUUGAUUUCAUGGAUGCCCCACCAAUGGAAACUUUGAUCACCGCCAUGGAGCAGCUGUAUACACUGGGGGCCCUGGACGAUGAGGGCCUGCUCACUCGCUUGGGCCGCCGGAUGGCAGAGUUUCCUCUGGAGCCAAUGCUAUGCAAAAUGCUCAUCAUGUCUGUGCAUCUGGGCUGCAGUGAGGAAAUGCUGACCAUUGUAUCCAUGCUGUCUGUGCAGAACGUCUUCUAUAGGCCCAAGGAUAAACAAGCCCUUGCAGAUCAGAAGAAGGCCAAAUUCCACCAGACUGAAGGAGACCACCUCACCCUGCUAGCUGUGUACAACUCCUGGAAGAAUAACAAGUUCUCCAACCCAUGGUGCUAUGAGAACUUUAUCCAGGCUCGUUCCCUGCGCCGGGCCCAGGACAUUCGCAAGCAGAUGUUAGGCAUAAUGGACAGACACAAGCUGGAUGUUGUUUCCUGUGGCAAGUCCACAGUCCGAGUACAGAAGGCCAUCUGCAGUGGGUUCUUCCGUAAUGCCGCCAAGAAAGACCCGCAGGAGGGUUACCGGACGCUGAUUGACCAGCAGGUGGUCUACAUCCAUCCUUCCAGUGCCCUCUUCAACAGACAGCCAGAAUGGGUGGUAUACCACGAGCUGGUGCUGACCACCAAGGAAUACAUGCGUGAGGUUACCACCAUCGACCCCCGGUGGCUUGUGGAGUUUGCCCCCGCCUUCUUCAAGGUCUCUGACCCAACUAAGCUAAGCAAACAGAAGAAGCAGCAGCGUCUGGAACCCUUGUACAACCGCUAUGAGGAACCCAAUGCCUGGAGAAUAUCCCGGGCCUUCCGACGGCGCUGAAAGGCAAGCGUGUUCAUUUCCCUCUCCGGCAGCAGUAGCCCGGGACUUGGACGUAUUCUCAUUGAUGACAGGCCGGUCCUGAGAAUACAGCUGUCCUGUGACUGACUGUCUUAACUGGGCAUUUUCUCAACUUGACUCUUAUUUCUUCCCUGCUAAUAAAAUAGAAACAGGGAUUUAGGCUUGGCUUUGGCAAGAGCCUCCAGGCCCCAUCACCCCAAGUCCUUGGGGCCUGUUGGGAGCUCAUAGCUAACACGGAGACACAUUGCAUCAACUUCAAGAAAGGGGCAACUUGUGCAGUCCCAGGAUGGGAAAGGGGAGUGGGUGAGUGUCUCGUGCAAGGACACGGUGAGGGCGCUGAUGCCCCAGCUGGCAGGACCUACUGUGCUCAUCCAAAGUGUGUGCCCCAGGGCUUCCCACCCCUUCUCCAGCCCCUGUACUUUGGUUUGACCUCUAUGGAAAUAUUUAUUUUCUUAAGGAAUCUAAAAUGAUUUUCUGUGACUGUUUCUUUUAGCUGAAAGGGUAGGAUACUGGCCUGGGCUCAGGGUGAGGGAGAUUUAGUAUCUGUGCUCAGGUGCACAUGAUGAGAAUCCCCUAAAACCAGAGGACAGGGCCUCUUUGGGCCCAGAAAUGAUGUACAGCCCAGACCUCCAGCCUUGUCUUUCGGCAUCCGCGGCCAUGCUGGGGGAUCGGCCCAUGAUUAACCACGUCCUCUCCACAGAGCAUGUCAGUCUGGAGGCCUGAGUGGUUACAGAUGCCACAUAUUAAACACAGAAGGUUUCCCUCCGCUCCCUCAACCUCCCACCACAUUCACAACGUGCAGCAUGUCCCAUUUCCUUUUGAAACAUACUAAGUAACAACGCAGCUUGUAUUUUAUUUUGUUUUUAUUUUUUUCCCCUGAGGUCCUGGAUGGACUUUAACAAAGGAAUUUUAUGGUCAAAACCUCCCCUUUUCCCACCCCAGACAGAAAUCACACAUAACACCUCUCCCCUCAGCUGGUCUGUGCUGCCUGGAAUCUGUGCUCCAGGGCUUGUUCCCGUGGGUUUUUCCUGGCACUUGGUUGGGGAAUGGCCGCCUCCUUAUGCCCCCCUCACAGCUCCUGAGGAGGCUACAGUGAGAGCCACUGUCCUCGGCACCGAGGAGGCUCCUUACCUGGAAGGACAUCAGGCAGGUCUUGCCAGGCCAGGUUGUGGAACUUGUGGAAAGCUGGUCUGGACGUAGUGCUUGUAGAGAAGCCGCUGGGAGAUUGGGCACAUCCUCUUACGGUGCUGCUUCUCCCAUCCUUAGGUUAUUAGCAAGUUCUGAAGUGAUGUAAAUGCUAGAACUACUGUAGAACUGUAUACCAGAAACUAAAAGAGACUACACAACAUGGCAGGAUAUAAAGGAAUGUAUAUUGUCACUGGGCAGCAAACCACACCCUAAAGACACAAUUCAGAGAGUCCAAGGGAGAGGAAUAUAGGCCAGGCAACCUGCUGACUGCUGAUCCCUGCCCCUUUGUUAAGCUGGGUGAGUGUCCUGAUUCUGUCUUUGUGCCUUCAGUAAGCCCAGGCCAGUCAUCAAGGGGCAGGGAAUUGUUGUGUGUUAACCUUGAAGCCUUCUGGGGAGAGACAGAGCAGGGACCUCAAAUGAAGCCAAAGGGGAAACGGGGACUGGCAUCCACCUCCCCAGUCUCGUUUUGUUUUAUUUUUUGAGAUAUGAUCUUGAGCCCAGGCUGGCGUCAAACUCCUGGGCUCAAGUUAUCCUCCUGCCUCAGCCUCCCCAGUAGCUCGGACUAUAGGUGCACACCACCACACCUGUCUCCCAGUCUUAAUUCCAGCCUAAAUCUUCCCCAUUCAGAAACAAACUCCUGGAUGUGGUGGCCCACCCUGUCCCGGCUGAGUGCCCAGCACUGAUAGUGUUGGCACCUGGGGAGGGAGGCUUAGGUUUUAAGCUGAGGUUGAAAAGGAAUGUUGACUGGGCCAAGGAUAAUGGCAGCAGGGUUGGUUAUCUUUCUGGCUCAGGUGAGGAAAAAAGGAUCCCCAUUCUGUGGGUGUUCCUUGACCAUCUCUACCCUAGAGCCGAGGUCACUUCUCUGCUAUGACAGCAUAGCUGGGGACUGACCUUUUGACUAUCAGGAAAGCAGUGUGGGGAGCUGAGCUGAGCCUGCUCUGCGGGAGAGGAGGGGGUCCUGUCCAGAUGCAGAAGGGGAGCUUGCCUGCUGCUCUCGCACAAUGGAGCCCUUGUUUCUCUUCAUUGAACCAGUAUUUCCCAAGAUUGAGUGACAGCCCAGGAGAGGAUGUGGGUCUCAUGCAGAGAGCUGGGAUCUUUUUGGCCAUUAAAGUAUAUUGUUCACCCCAACCCAGCGGGAAGCAGGCUCAGGAGUUGCCUGCCUCUGCACACGUGCUGAGUGCACUGUUUAUAUAUAUUGGGGACCGUCCCCAUGGGGCAUGUGUGAGCCCUGCUGCUGGGUCAGGCUCCUCAGUCCAGGUUUACUUCAUCCUGCCUGGACGAAUUGGCUUUUGACUGUCUACUGCAGCCCAAGGCACUUCCUCCCCAUGGGUGCUAUAGCUGUCUCAUUGGAGCAGUGCCCCUCCAAGUUUGAGGAUUUGAACAAAGAACUGGGACUGGUGACCUGUUAGUGAACAGUUCAGAGGGCAGAGACAAUCCUCUCAGCUUGCAGAGACCUCGCUUUCCCUGGAUGCUACUUCUCAUCUCAAUCCCUCUCUUCGUGUGUGUACUCAGCCCUCAGGGUCUCCACCAGGUUUUUAUACCUUCUUCCCACCAUGAUAGCUUGGCUUUAAUGUGGAAUUAAAUUAUAUAUUUUUAAAACUUA
Saimiri boliviensis boliviensis (Bolivian squirrel monkey) is the source of this 6582-nucleotide messenger RNA. It is a transcript of the gene DHX8, whose product is annotated as DEAH-box helicase 8. Lineage: Eukaryota; Metazoa; Chordata; Mammalia; Primates; Cebidae. The record is from RefSeq and is a predicted model, not a curated record. Gene Ontology annotation, cellular component: intracellular anatomical structure; catalytic step 2 spliceosome. Gene Ontology annotation, molecular function: ATP binding; RNA binding; RNA helicase activity. Gene Ontology annotation, biological process: spliceosomal complex disassembly; mRNA splicing, via spliceosome.